Messenger RNA from Ustilaginoidea virens, 1677 nucleotides. RefSeq lists its product as uncharacterized. Gene Ontology annotation, molecular function: transcription corepressor activity. Gene Ontology annotation, cellular component: endoplasmic reticulum; nucleus. The coding region runs from base 1 to 1677 and encodes 558 amino acids. The record is from RefSeq and is a predicted model, not a curated record. The transcript is spliced from 2 exons. NCBI's taxonomy places the organism in Eukaryota, Fungi, Ascomycota, Sordariomycetes, Hypocreales, Clavicipitaceae. Gene Ontology annotation, biological process: endoplasmic reticulum unfolded protein response; regulation of transcription by RNA polymerase II; phospholipid biosynthetic process.
AUGCAGUUCUCACCUCCCCCCGACGUCGAUGCCCUCUCGACCAGAUUACCACCUUUGACGCACCAUGACGACGACAAGAUGCUCCCGUCCAUAAGCACAGUCACCGGCGUCUACCCUCUCUGCCGAGACCCCAUUCGAGAUGGACUCAACUUCGCUCCGCACCCUUCACAGCAACAAUGGCCUCCUCUGGCCGGCCCGCUAGCGUAUCGACAGCCUCCUCCAAUCAGUGCGCAUCGAAGCAACAGCCCGGCCACCAUGGAUCUUGAUGGUACAAACAGCGUGGCCAGUGUGCCUUCGCCAGGUCCUCUCAGCCCGAGGAAUAGUGUGACGCUCGACGACCCUGACGUGCGACUUGCUGCAGAAGCACUUGGCGACUUGCGAGCAGAUUUUAUUUCAUCGCCACCUGAUUCAUCGAGCCUGGCCAGCCCGAAAGUCAACGGGCAUCAACGAGCGCCCUCAUCGUCGUCGCAAUCAAGGUCCCCUCAUCCCGAACCGCUGCUGUCGCUUCUGACCACAGCUCAUCCUUUCGUGGCCAGCACCAUCGGGGGAGCAAGCUCUGCCUACGGUGGAGCAAAAAACUUUUCUCCGCGCUUCAAGUGUGGCGCAGAAUACGUCGAGGGCUACCUGACCCCUCUUGCAAAGACGGUCAACUCUGUGGGGCGCGUGACGGGCGUGGAAGGUGGUGUCCGGUGGUUUCUGGGCAACAGGCGGCAGAACAACUCUUCCGAUGCCAAUGGCCACUGUAAGAAGCGACGGAAAGUCGGAGAGGAGGACGAAGGCGCCAACAAGAAGACCAAGGAUACGGCGAAUGCUGAUGCGGGCAUGUCGCCACCGACACCGAGAAGCGACCGCAGGUCGUCUUCAGCAAGCACGGUAGACACCCUGCCAGCCUAUGACGAGAUGCGAUCGCCGGCUUACAGCGAGACUGCUCCGAAAUUCCAAGAGACUCCACGAUCCUCCGCCCCCAACGGAUCCUGGCCGUCUCGCCUGAUCAUGUCGACGUCCGGGCUAAGCGUGGCCAUGAGCGCCGAGAGUUUGAGGAGCUUGAAAUACUGCCUCAAGUGGCUGCGUUGGACAAACGACCACAUGAGCCAAGUCAUAGGCACCUUGAAAUCCACGCUGGAGGAAUACGAAAGGACGGCAGAGGCCCACCAGGAGAGCGCGGAUCAGACUGAACCGCAGCAAACAGGUCCAGGUUCCAGCGGCAAGCAAGGGCAGGUUGGCACACAUGCUGCGGAGCAGGCCCGUUCCGAGCUCACAGCCAAGAUUAACAUACUCAAGGUGGAUGUGCUCAAGACUCUUCAGGAGACGAUCAAUACCGUCUCCAAGUAUGCAGGAGGGGGGCUCCCCGAAAAUGCCCGCAUCCUUGUCCGUCGCCAUCUCACGAGUCUGCCACAGCGAUUCCGGAUGGCUAGCAUGACGGACGGCGCAAGCACCGGCGGCGACAGGGACAGCGACUGUUCCGUGCGAGAAGGUGCCCAGAAGGUCCUGGUCUUGGCCAGGGAGGGCUUGGAAAUGGUGACGCAAAUCACGGGGGUGCUGGACGGCACCAUUGUCAGCGCGGAACAGUGGUGCGAGCGCAUGGGGAAGCGCAGGCGGCCUGCCCACGACGGCGAUCAACCGGAAUCACCCGCCGCAGCGGCCGCGUUCAAUGACGACGUGAAGAUGGCUGCAUAA